AUGAAAAAGAACUUCUUCUCUUUAAAAUUUCACUUAAAAAAUGUAAGAUAUUACAGUUUAAAUAAAAUAAAUUUAAAGAAUGUUAAUAAAAUAAUUAAAAAUAUUAAUGAAAUAAAUGAAAAAGAAAGAGAAAUAUUGAAAGCGAAUAAUAUUGUAAAUGAAAUUACAAAAUUAAAUGAAAAAGGAAGUAUAGAAAAUAUAGUAAACAGCGAUAGAAUAUAUAAGGAUGAUAAAAUAGAAAAAAUAGAGAAAAUUAAAUUAUUUAAAUUAAAAAAUUUUAAAUUGAUAGCAUUAUGUAUAGUCACUACUUUAUUUUUUUAUUUCACUCUUAAAAAAGUGCCUGAUGGGUAUAUAUGUUUAGUUGAAAAUAUAAAUGAUAAGACAGUAUUACCCUAUAUUUAUGAUGAUAAAAUGACAUUUUUUUAUAAUCCUCUUAAGUAUAAAGUAAUUCAUAUGAGAAUCGUUCCUAUUCAAAAAAAAUAUGUAAAUAUUUAUGAAACUCUAGAUAAAAAAAAAAUUAAAGUAAUACUGGAAGUUAAAAUGAAACCUAAAAUCCCUUUCAUUAUUGAAAUUUAUAAUUCUUUUGGAAUAAAUUAUAGCUCUAAAUAUAUAGAAAAGGAAAUGAAUUUAGAUAUUAAAAGUGUUGUUAAAAAGUAUAAGUAUGAUUUAUUUUUUGAAAUAGAUGAAAAUACAAAUAAAAAUAAAUUAUCAGUUGAUGAUAUAGUUGAUCAGAUAAUGGAAAGAUUCUAUGACUGUUCAAUUUUUCAUAAAAUUAUUCUCAUAGAUGCUACAAUUUUAUUUCAAAAAGUAGACUAA
Plasmodium relictum is the source of this 816-nucleotide messenger RNA. RefSeq names its product prohibitin-like protein, putative. NCBI's taxonomy places the organism in Eukaryota, Apicomplexa, Aconoidasida, Haemosporida, Plasmodiidae. The transcript has a single exon. The record is from RefSeq and is a predicted model, not a curated record. Bases 1 to 816 code for a protein of 271 amino acids.